ACGGAUCUUAUAACCAAACUGAUAACUACAUUCGCUUGAACGGAUUGGUAAAUACCGACCCAAAAUGGUAAAUACCAUUUCCAUUUGGUUAUCCGCUUGAAUUUGAUUAUACUUGUUACUUCGGAUAUCUAUGAGUAACGAGUACUCGAAUAAGGAACAGAUACUUUUUCAACACCUCUGGUCCUCUGGUGGCAAGGACAGGGAAUUUCGUCGCAGUUUUCCUCACAGAUGAUUGCCAAUGUUGACUUUUGUCAUAAAGGUAAAAAAUAAACUUGUGGGGGACUGGGUGUAGCAAAUUAGUUAAAUAGUUUUUGCCCACAACGCAGCCAAAAAUCAGAACUCAUAAUGCAUGUAUAAUUCUGUAAUACGAAACCAUAGGAAUUAGGAUAUGUGCAAUCAAUACGUCAAACGAUAAGAGCAUAGAAAAUUGGCUACCUUUAACAAGAAAAUGAAUUUGGAAGAUUCGGGGGACAGUCUCGGCCUAGGCGGGGAAACAAUAUAUGGCACCCACGAAGAUUCCCAUGUGGUAAUGUCCGAAAAAGUGCAAAGUUUGGCUGGUAGCAUCUACCAAGAGUUCGAGCGUAUGAUAGCGCAAUACGAUGAAGACGUUGUGAAAACUCUCAUGCCAUUGCUUGUCAACGUUCUGGAAUGCUUGGACGCUGCUUAUCAACAAAAUCAGGAGCAUGAUGUUGAACUUGAGUUACUCCGAGAGGACAAUGAACAACUGGUCACACAGUAUGAGAGGGAAAAAGGGGCCAGAAAAGCGGCUGAACAAAAGUUGCUCGAGUAUGAAGAUGCUGCUGAAGCUGAACGAAAAGAACUCUCGACACGCCUGGAAGCGUUGGAAAGUAUAGUCCGCAUGUUGGAGCUCAAACACAAAAAUUCUAUGGAACACGCCAGUCGGCUUGAAGAACGGGAAGGAGAACUCAAAAAAGAAUAUGCCAAGCUUCAUGAAAGGUAUACUGAACUAUUUAAAACCCACGUGGACUAUAUGGAAAGGACGAAAUUGCUGCAUUCAGGGCAGCAGCUGGCGAGCGAAAGGGCUGAAGCAGGAAGACUCAAUUCUUUGAGGAACAACAUUGGGCGGAGCUCGGGUCCAAUCUCUUUUGGUUUUGCAUCGCUAGAGAAUGCUGAAAAUGUGGAUAGUGUUCCUUCGUCACCUAUAAGCAGUACACAUUCUUCUCCAAGUCUGGUGCCGAAAAGAAAGAUACUAGCAAAACUCCAUGCAGCAGUAGGUAUCGUGGUGGUCCUUUGAAUUGACGAAGUCGGUGCACGGGUAUCCCGCCGUAUUCAAAGAGAUGCCACGCUGCCAGACGAGUGCGAUGUGAUUCCUUUUCGCUUACACAGUGAGUUGGAUAACAUGAACAGCAGUGGGGUGUUGAAGGUGGAAAGAGGACAAGCCACAGACUCUUUGAAUCUCGAAAAUAAGAGUGUUGUAACAUCGCCCAUGAGCCCUUCCGCUCCACAACAAAACAACAACAGCAGAUUGAACACCAAGAAAGAACAGAGAAGUGGUAAUACAUUAUAUCAAAUAUUUUUACAGGAUGAAGGUGAUGAGGAUAAUAGUGAUAUAACAGGUGGUUGGGUCCACCCAGGAGAAUACGCGUCAUCAGGAAUGGGGAAAGAAGUGGAAAACCUGAUCAUGGAGAAUAAUGAACUCUUAGCAACAAAGAACGCUCUGAACGUAGUGAAAGACGAUCUGAUAGUGAAAGUAGACGAGCUGACAGGCGAAAUCGACAUGCUUCGUGAGGAGAUCCUCUCGUUGAACCUGUCCAGGACGAAGUUGAGGGAACGAGUUUCUGAAGUAGAAGAGGAGUUGAAGAAGGUGAAAGAGGCCAAUGAGGCAAGACAAGAGGCUGACGAGGAAUCGGACGUGCCACUGGCGCAGAGGAAGAGAUUCACUAGGGUAGAAAUGGCAAGAGUUCUCAUGGAGAGAAAUCAAUAUAAGGAACGUUUCAUGGAACUGCAGGAAGCCGUGCGCUGGACAGAAAUGCUGCGCGCCUCCAAGAGCGACACUCCGUUCGAGAAGCAGCACAACAAGAGCAUCUGGCGGUUCUUCUCGAACCUGUUCAGCGGCGGGGGAAGCGCAGGUGCGGGAGGUGCGGAUAGGAUACACCGACCUGUGAUGCCGGCGUCCUACCAUCUGAGAUACCAGCCUGGCACUGGCAGAGUGGCACCUGGUGUGAAGGCGUUGCCCAGGAUAGCGGGACCCGGCGGAGAGGAUAUUGAGACUGGUGUGGAUAAACUGGCUGUGCGUAAAGCGAUGGAACGCAGAGAGCAGUACAGACAGGUUAGAGCGCACGUGAGGAAGGAAGAUGGAAGGCUGCAGGCGUAUGGUUGGAGCUUACCAGGAAAGUGUGCCUCAACACCAGGGAAACCAAGUAGCAGUGGAAGUGGGGGAGUGCCAGUCCCAGUUCCUGUGUAUUGUCGUCCUCUUGCGGAAACUACGCCUGAAAUGAGAAUUUGGUGUGCAGCUGGUGUCAAUCUACAAGGUGGUUACACGAGGGACGGAGGUCUAAUGGUAGGCGGCAGCGUGUUCUAUUCUACCCCUAUCGACCCCAAACACCACCCUCCUUCAGCCACAGAUGCCACCACCCCUCAGUCGGAAAUUGAGACGUUGGACCGCGAGUUGGAAGAGAGCCGGGAAGGGGCGCUGUUAGAAACAAGGCUGUCUUCGUUGGUGUGGAUAUGUACUACCACGCAGUCCGCCACCAUUGUCACUGUCAUCGAUGCCAACAACCCCGCGGAGUUGUUGAAUAGCUUCGGGGUGUGCUCGAAUCAUGUGCUGUGUAUCGCCAGUGUACCAGGUGCUAGUCCUAGUGAUUAUUUCGAAACUAUUCCAAAGACAGAAAGCUUGAGUGAUAUUCAGAUUAGUAAGGAAUCUACAGAUAAUAAGGAUGUUAAGAAUGAUACCAGUGGAACGGAAGAAUCCCAGAAAACUGAGUCAAAACCUUUUGAAUCUAAGCCAGUCGAAGAAACGGCUCAGGAAGUUAACGCGACUCCAAUGACAAAACGGACCCUCGAGGAACAAGAAGAAACUGCUGUGCUCGGAAAAGUAACUUUCGUAGAGAGGAACGAGACGGCUGUAAAUAAACGAGAUAAAUAUAAUACGAUAGAAACGCCUCCAAGUGAUGAUAACUCCAAGAGCAGUAGUAAGUUUGAGGAACCGUGUACCACAUGUGAUACUACUUUAGAGUCCGAAGCAAGCAAGACAGAUAAAAUGCCAGACACUGCAAAAACAGAAGUUCCGUUCAAAGAGAAUGAACCUAUUCCGAGAAAGGAGUCCAAAAAAGAAGACGAGCCACAGACCCAGGAGGUGAUGUCUAGCGUGCUGCCCACGAUGUGGAUGGGCGAUGAGAAUGGCUACAUCUACGUGCAUUCCUCGGUCUCGAACUGGGCCAUGUGGCUGCAUUCGGUCAAGAUGAAGGACGCAGUAAUAGCAAUAGUACAUCUAAAUGGGCGUGUGAUAGCAGCUUUAGCUUGUGGUCAGGUGGCGAUUUUCAGUCGCAAUUCGGAAGGCGAAUGGGACCUGUCUAGGUACCAUCUGGUCCAACUAGGUUUGCCCCACCAGUCGGUGAGGCAGCUUACUGCCGUUGGUGAUAAGGUGUGGUGUGGAUAUAGAAACAAAAUACAUGUACUGCAACCUAGAGAGCUGAAAGUCAUACAUACAUUGGAGGCACAUCCGAGAAGGGAAAGUCCUGUGAGACAAAUGACGUGGUUGGGUGAAGGCGUCUGGGUUUCAAUUAGGCUAGAUUCAACUCUUCGUCUGUACCAUGCUCACACCUAUCAGCAUUUACAGGAUGUUGAUAUCGAGCCAUAUGUUAGCAAGAUGUUAGGUACUGGUAAAUUAGGCUUUUCUCUAAUUCGCAUCACAAGCCUAUUGAUCUCAUCAAACCGCCUGUGGAUCGGUACUUCAAACGGCGUGAUAAUCUCAGUACCCUUGAGUGACAGUACCUCCACCAGUAUGAUGGGUUCUGUCCUAGCUAGAGGCUCCCUGCCAGGCGCUGGUAUCAGAAUGGCGCCUGUCCCUGGAUCCUUCAUACCCUAUUGCUCAAUGGCCCAUGCCCAGCUUAGUUUCCAUGGUCACCGAGAUAAUGUCAAGUUUUUUGUUGCUGUGCCGGGUAAUGGAGGUAUGAGUGCUGCGUCAACACCAUCUGAAGCAAUGUCAGCUUCUGUAUCAUCGUUUGGAAAUGCUCUGAAGCAACCUACCGCAAUGUUGGUCAUUUCUGGUGGCGAAGGUUAUGUCGACUUCAGAAUUGAAGACGAUAGUGAACCUCGAGAUGGCGCUUCACACCUUCUAGUUUGGCAACUAAUUAAUGAUAUUCCUGGGAAUCCCUUGGGGGGAUGGACCGGAUGCUAGCGAAUGCCCAUGGUGCCCCCAAUGGGCUGAUUUGCAAGGUGACGAAAUGGAGGACAGUAUAAUAAGUACAACAGAGGCAGGCAUCGUUGAAACACCAGCUCAUCUUCAGACAGGAGAUCUCAGUCAUCUGAUCGUCUGGCAAGUCUCGACCAGUUGAAUUCGAUCGACGAGAGGUGAUAAUGUGUCAAAAUGGCGUACGAAGAAUUUCGUGUCUAGUCCGCAGAUCUAAACAGGGGAGAAACAAGCCAUAUUUUUUACAUAUUCAUCUAAACACUCAGCCUAUAACUUGAUUCUUGCAUUGCUUAUCACUAGAUAAGUUUUUAUUUUACGACGACUUUGAAUGAUAAACACACAAUUACGAAAUAAGAUAUAUGGUGAAUUGGAAAGAACAUUGAAUUCUAAAGCAUCCUAUGUAAAUAUAUGGAGAUUUUGAGCCUAGUCCAAAACCAAAGGGACAGUCAAAUGGAAUAUAUAGUAUUCGAUAUUUCGAUUAUUGUGAAAACGCAAGGUAAGCAAAUGUUAUUUCUGACUAUGCAAGACUAUUCACCACCACGAAUAUACACAUACAACACACAUGGCUGGAAAUGUUACUUCUCAUGGUGGGAAAUGCAAAUAACAGCGAAUUUGCUCAUAAUUUGGACAUCCUGCUCAGGAUAAUGUUGUUACUACUACUACAUAUACUCGAACACUUGUGUACACAAUGUUUUUGAGAAAGCAAAAUGAUUAGUUGAUAAAUAAAAGCUUGGAUGCAUUUGCUUCAAGCUUUCUGUGUUGAUAUGGAAUUUGAUUCCACUCUCUCCUGUUCUAGAGGUCGGUAAUCGUCCUUUUUCUAGAUUUUAGGAUUUUAUCGUGUCUAAAUGUAAUCAUUGAUUAUGAUAAUGUUUUUGUUUGGUAAAUUUUAUAUUACUGAGAUAAACUAGAAUUUUGUUGUCUGAAAGAUGCUUCUUUAAAUGUAUAUAGAGUUGGGACAACAUGGCAUUAGUUAGCAUAUUUUAGACAACGUUUGAAGUUUGGGAGUACAAUUGAUUCGUUGAUGCAGUUUUAAAUCUAGGGUAUAUAAAAUGUAUAUCGCUGAAUUAAAAUACGAAAAGAUCUUGUUGUAAGAAAUGAUGUAAUAGUACCAAUUUUUAAGUAAUUCUGCAUUUUCUGUGACAAUUUAUUUUUUCCGGUUACUGUUUGCUCUUAUAUAUUGACAGACUGACAUCAAGGUUAGGUGGGAUAUGCUUACAAAGGAUAUAUUUGGAAAAUAAUCUCUGAUUCAUGUAUAUGAAGCAUCAUGUAAUUUUUGAAAUCAUACAUGUUUUAUAUUCUAUUGGCUAUUACAUCAUUUUUUGUGAUAAUUAUACUGAACUGCAUUUUUAGUAAGCUUUCUAUUAGAUGAAUUUUAACUUAAUCUUUACCGUACAAUGAUAUAUGUAUAGUUAUACAUUUUUCCUUUUGUUGAUUACAUGUGUAACUGAAAAAUCAUUUAUUUAUAAUAUUUAUUUACACUUCUGGCUUAGUAUUUUUUUUAAUAUAUACAUAUUUGCUUUUAGGAAAAUGUUUUUUAUUCAAAAUAUGCGAAACCAAGAUCCCUGUCUUUAAUCAAAAAUGCCCUUGCAAACCCUACCUAGUUAACUCUAUGCAGGUUGUUUCAAAUUCGACCCUCACCACUGGGAUAUGGGAAACAGUAAAAGUUGUUCCAGAAAAACAGAAGUUUCUAGGUAGGCCGUUAAAUUAUCAGAUGUCAUUUGUUUCGUAUACCAGACCAGAACUCGAAUUGUACAUAGUAGUUUGGAAGACUGAGAAGGGAAGUGAAUUGAGCAGUGACCAGAAGCUUUGUCUACAACAUUUUUAAACAUUGCUAUGAUUUAUCUCUGC
Molecule: messenger RNA, 6220 nt
Organism: Acanthoscelides obtectus
Lineage: Eukaryota; Metazoa; Arthropoda; Insecta; Coleoptera; Chrysomelidae
Source: the annotation of a GenBank genome assembly